GGAGUCCGUGUAUGCCCAACUCUCUAUUUUGUAUUGCUUAUAGGAGUUAUGAGAUUGAUCACUGUUCGUUAUGUUCACCUUUCAUAUAGAAUAAAACCACAGGCUCUCGACGUUUUGAAUAUAUACCCCCGGUAUAAACGAUUCGCAAGGAAAAUCACGCCGCCAUCUUGGUUUUCUAUUUACCAGCUACCUUGCUAGCAAUCUUCGGCGAAAAAAAUGGAAUUAAUGAUAAUUACACCCUACCGUUUAGAUGCAACUCUGUCUAGGUCUUAUGUCUCCCAUCGUCAUAGUGAUUUGGAAAUAAGGUUCAAUCAUCGGCUAUAAUCAACCAUCAAACAUCGUCCACUGCUUCUCAAAUUCGAAAAAUCGGUAAAGAGAGGACGGAAGUCGAUAUUAUUUCGAAAUAGCCAUUAUGUCAUUAGUCGAUGAAAUUGAAAAUAGUAUACAGUAAAUUUUGAAUGGAAAAGAUGUUUUAACAAGGAAAUGGAUCUUAAAUAAUUAUAUUAGUCUAUACUUUGUUUUGUUUUUUAAACAUUAAACAUGUUUACUUCGCAUAUUCAUGCAUUCCUUGUAUCAAAAUGAGUUGAAAGUUAAUGUCAUACAUGGUAAGAAAAUUUCACAAUUGAAUUGACACCCACAUACAUAUUCGUUUGCAUACUCUCAAACGUUUAUACAUCCAAAUGUCCUGUCCUACUUAUCCGUAAAUUUUCAAUUGUGUCAUAAUGGGCGACUUAAUGGGUUGGAAUCGAAGCAAUUCAAAUGUUGUUUUGCGAUAGUGUAAUGAUUCCGGAUAUUUGAGGUACGACCAUGCAGAGUUCUCAAUUAGUCACUUUACAUCACGUGAUCUAAUUUGUGUAUAAAUACCGAGACUCCGCAGUCGUCUGUUUCAUUUGUUGCUAGCGUUCAGCAGAGGAAGGAAGAAGAAAACAGUGUAAGUUUGUAAAUUAAAUAAAGUACAAUUCCUCGCCUGUUCUUACAGUUAGAGAGUGAAUUUUGAAGGCCAUCAGAAGUCUGGCCUGCCACGAAGAGGUUGACCUCCAGUAAAGAGGCUAGCCAUAGUUUGUUUUCUUUGGUGUCGUCCGCAUUGGCUGAACAGACCGUCGUUCAGGCCGCUAUACUCAUUGUCCGUCCUGAAUAAGGCGUCCUACAGUGAGUGUAGUGGUUGAAGGGCUACCACAUAUACUGUCCGUCCUGAAUAAGUCGUCCUACAGUAUAUGGGGUAAUCCGAGGGCGACUGGGCUCUACAUUUUAAGUUAGCACUACCAGUUGCUUGCAUCUGAUUGAUAUAGUGAUUCUCUGUUUGAUUAUAAUUAACCUGGAUAAGGUUAGGACAUAUUUGUAUAGUUUGGCAGUCCACUAAAAUCAUACCAAUUAGUUUAAAUUAGUUAUUGUUGAAUACCACAAAUCCUGGAAUUGACCAGGUACGAUCCCAGAAUUUAAUGUAAAUACGUUACAAUAGAUUUACUAAACUUCUUUAUGCUAGCUUGUCUAUAAUCCACACAAUUGUGUCUGACUUUUAUUGCACACAACCUUGCAUUCAGUUCCUCUCCCUUAUUUUCCCGCCCAGGCAUCAGGAAGGGAAGUAUCAUUUGCACAAUUAAAUACUGAAUCGAACUUUCCGUUGAAAAUUGCAAGCGACGCAGCUGGUAAAGAAGAAAACCAAGGUGAUGGCGUGAUAAACAAUGUACCAUGUGAAUUGCUUGUUUAUAUGAAGAUAUAUUUUGCUAUAUAUAUUUAAUAAAAACGCUGAGAGCAUGUGGAUAAAACUAUCUUUUUAUAAUUUCAGAACGAACUCCUCAAUGGAUAACUGCCCGACAAAUCUUGUACUCAUAGUUUUCAUUGUCCACAGUUGCCUUAUCUUGAAGACUAGACAACAACUGCAAACGUCCAUAAAUCUACAAAGUGCAAUAGAUUUUGAAGAGAUGCUGAUGAGGAAGAAUUGUUCAAUUGACGUAGCGACCAUAGCAGAUUCACAGUGUACCCAGUGUUGUACGCUGACAUCCCAGAAAUCAAAUGUUCACUCCAAUGACAGUUCAUGGCAUGUAUACCUAAGUCUAAAUAUCACAUACAAGAAUUCUCAUCUCAUCAAAAACUCUCGAUUGUUUUUCUGCGGUGGCGAUGCAAGAGGUACAUCAUAUUCUGUCGUGUGUAUAAUUAGAGACAGGAAACGGAAGUGCAAGGAAUGUGCACGUGAUAUGGAUGAUUUUAAACAAUAUCGAGCGAACAAGUCUGGUAAUUGCGACGAAAAGAGCGCCAGAAAGCAUGGACCGCCCAUAAUUGUAGGGAUCAUUUGCCUUGUCUCUGGAGUAAUCGUGGGUGUUUGUUUAAAGUCAAUACUUAGUUGGAGAACAUGCCAAAGUCAGUCUACAGAAAGUACUAGUCCAGAAGCUGUGCAGAAUGCAGUCAAUGGUGACACAUCACAGGAUGAUUUGAAUGCUGACCAAAUACUAGAAGUGCUGUCGAGAUCUCAAGCUUCAUCAUCUUGUCAAAACAGUAAUCUGUGCAACAAUUUUUCAAAAGCCGCAAACAAAUCCGAGUUUGUUGAUGAGAUAGAUAUACAUGUAGAUCAUUAUGAACAAAUUGGAAUGAUUCAGACAGGGACAGAUAGUCAUCCGCUAGAUGUUAACCAUGGGCACACGUUAUAUGUUAACCAUGGACAUGCGUUAGUUGUCAACCAUGGACAUGCGUUAGAUGUUAAUCAUGGGCAUGCGUUAGAUGUUAACCAUGGGCAUGUGGUAGACGAUACAAACAAUUUCGACUAUCUCAGUCUGGGAGACAGACUUGGCGAAAAUUACUGUAAACUCUCAAAAAGAGUAUGAGAGAUAGAGAGAAUUCUUAUUGACUGUUUGAGAGAUAGAGAGAAUUCUUAUUGACUGUUUGAGAGAUAGAGAGAAUUCUUAUUGACUGUUUGUAUGAGAGAUAGAGAGAAUUUUUAUUGACUGUUUGAGAGAUAGAGAGAAUUCUUAUUGACUGUUUGUAUGAGAGAUAGAGAGAAUUCUUAUUGACUGUUUGAGAGAUAGAGAGAAUUCUUAUUGACUGUUUGAGAGAUAGAGAGAAUUCUUAUUGACUGUUUGUAUGAGAGAUAGAGAGAAUUUUUAUUGACUGUUUGAGAGAUAGAGAGAAUUCUUAUUGACUGUUUGUAUGAGAGAUAGAGAGAAUUCUUAUUGACUGUUUGAGAGAUAGAGAGAAUUCUUAUUGACUGUUUGUAUGAGAGAUAGAGAGAAUUCUUAUUGACUGUUUGAGAGAUAGAGAGAAUUCUUAUUGACUGUUUGAGAGAUAGAGAGAAUUCUUAUUGACUGUUUCAAAUGACAAACACUCAAGAAGACAAUACAUGGAUUACAUGAUAUUGACUUUCUCAUCAUAUUUUAUUUUCAUUUCAUUUCCAUUGGGAUUUAAGUUGUUUUUUACAUACAUUUUGCUGAGAUUUUUUAUCAUUAUCAUUCUUAUUAUUAUCUUUAUACUUUCUAUACAUGCAUCUACACUUAUGAAAAAUUAUAAAUUCACAAAACCAAUGGACGUUCAUAAUGAAUUUCUAUGCUCAUCAAACUAUAUUGAUGAAAUUAUAAACAAAGCCUACAUGUAAAAGAAAAUAGGACUUCUCAAAAAGCUGAAUUUUUCUGUAACAUGAAAAACACUUUCUAAAGUAUAUAGACACAUGCCGCCUUUAUAAGAUAACAGCUAGUACAAUAUGAAGUUCAACUCUGGUCUGGCUGUACCGUGCAAGAUGCUGAAAAAAUUCAGCAGGUGAAAUCAACAGCAUUAAGAAUUAUUACAGGUUUUUCAAUAAUAGUUCCAAGAAAUGUUUUGUACUAAAAACAGGGUAUGAACCACUUGAUAAAAGGCAUGACGGGACUAAUCCGUUGACCAUGAAUAAUAUUUACAACAAAUUAUUUCCAGUUUAUGUGAAAAAAUAUAGUCCCAUCUAUCCCAAAUAUCGCUUCUAAUCAUGAAGCAACUCUUCAGAUUACAAUCCACCGUUUAGGAAAUUGGAAAUAUUUGAUAAAUCGUUCAUAUUACAAGCUGUUCGCAGAUGGAACUCGAUAUAUAGUAUGGAAGGCGAAGAUAACGAACAGUCACCAAUCUCAUGAAAGGUGACGACAACGAACAACGACAACGAAACAACAUUUCUCGUUUCGUGUAUAUUGCAGGAUAACCUCCGAGGUCGAGAAAUGUUGUUUUAAAAUAUAAAAGCCGAGGCGUUAGUCCAGCAAUAUACACGAAAACAAGAACUUUAUUCCUAUUCUGCAACGGCACAAAAAUACCCGAGUCGGUAGUUUACCUAUACAUCUACGAAUUAGGUCACCAUGAGGUCAUGGCAUUUUCCGAAACGGACUGUUUGAUGAUGGAAAAAGUGAGAUGGUAGGGUAUACUACAGUGUAGAUCUAUUUUGAAAAAUAUAUUAAGCAUUUAGUUUGAUGUUGACUAAAUAUUUCAACUGCUGUGAUUGCACAGUCCAAAAAAACCGUGUGUGCAUCGACAUAAAAAUGUAUUUGUUUACAUUUGGAUCGAUCUUAGAAUGCAGACUAUUGAUUUAUACUGAAUAGCAAAGAUCUUCAGUCAUUCAAAGAUUUGUUUUAUAAGAUAUACAUUUAUUGAUAUAUGAUUAUAUAAUUGAAUUAUCAGUUAAAAACAAUAAGUGCAGGCGAGAUUUGUAUCAAUUUUCUCAUAAUCAGUUAUUACGUAUGAAGGUAUAUCGCAGAAUAAUGACUGCAGCAUUCCUUUGAUCUUUACAAUAACCGUGGUACAAUAUAUAAUAAAGAGUUGGACAAACACGGACCCUUGGACAUACCUAUUAUGGGAAACAAUAUCAGUUAGCAGUUUCAAAACACUCAACAUCUAUUGUGUUUUACAAAGUAUUUUUGAUUUAAAUACAAUGUCUUUUACACAGAGAUUAUCGUUGAUUACAUUAAUGUAUAAGAAAGGAGACGAUCAAAACCUAUGAAAUUAUAGACCCAUUAGCCUUACCAACACAGACUAUAAAAUAAUAGCUUUCGUAUUUGCCAAGCGUUUACAAAAACUGCUAGAUGAUUUGAUAUCAAUAAAUCAAACAGCUUAUAUAAAAGGAAGAAAUAUCGCACUAAAUGCAAGAUUAAUUUUAGACAUUUUUGAUUAUUGCAAAGAAAAUAAUCAAUAACUUAUACUUUCAUUUUUAGACUUUCAGAAAGCUUUUGAUUCGAUUGAGUGGAAUUUUAUGUUUGAAGUACUGAAAAGAUUUAACUUUGGUGAAAAUUUGAUUAAAUGGAUUCAAAUCUUACCGUAUAAGUUUUACAUGCAAAUGUAAUCUUCAGAAUAAAAAAAAAUAUGGAUGGAUAUCCAAAACUUGCAUGAUGCAUAGGGGCAUAAGGCAGGGAUGUCCAGUAUCGGCAAUCUUGUUUCUCUUUGUGGCUGAAAUAUUAGGAAUUUCAUUAAGAAACAACCCCAGCAUACAUGGGUUUCAAAAAGAAGGAAUGGAAAAAGACAUUAAGAUAAUACAGCAUGCAGAUGAUUCUACCCUUCCAAUGGAAAAUGAAAAGUCUUUAAAGAAGGUCUUCGAGGUGAUAAAUAAUUUUAGUUAUAUUUCGGGUAUGAGAUUAAAUAUGUCAAAAACCGAAUGCAUAGUAACUGGACCUUUAAAAACCGAUUUAAGAAAAUUCAUAAUGUUUAUGUAAAUGUUUCAUGUGUAAAAGCAUUAAGUGUAUAUAUUGGCCAUGAUAAAGAUAAUUAAUAGUCUCGCAAUAUCUAAAGUUAUAUAUAUAGCUUCAUUCAAAGACUUAGAUUUAUUUACAAUUUCAUUUGGAAUAAAAGAGAUAGAAUAAAAAGAAAUACAUUAAUCGGAACUGUCAUUAGUGGAGGCAUUGGAGUUGUUGAUAUUUUAUCAAAAAUUAAAUUAAGAAAAUAUUAAAUAAAAGAAAUAGAUUAUACCAUUUUGUGAUUAUUAUACUUUUAUGUAAAAUACUUGAAUCUGAUUGGUCGAGAAGCAUUUGAAAAAAUAUAUAUUGUUAACCUCUGAGAACAGAAAGCAUGCGCUCCAGGAUGAUAGUAUCUAGCAACGGGUUACAGUACUUGACAACGAGUGAUAUUAUACAUUUAUUGCAUGAUAGUGAGAGAGAUAUGAAGAUUUAUUCACCCAAGAAAAAUCACAUUCCCCGAGGGCAAUAUAUUCAUAUAAUAGCAUAUGUUUGGAAAAUAAUUAUGAUUUUGACUAUUUAAGCAAUACUAAUAUAACUAAUAUCAAAUACAAUGUAGUAUGAAAUAAUGGAUGGUUUUCCUUUGUUUUACAAGAAAAUGUUCGCAUAUGUAUAUUUUUGAUACCCACAUUGCUGAUUAACUGAAAAAUUGUUGAGUGUGGCGGAAAAACAUCAAUCAAUCGAUCAAUUACAAGUUGUUGAACAAUUUAACCAGCAACCGAGUUAUGUUAAAGAAAUGGAAAGAUACUGAUAAAGAUUUAUGUUCACUAUGUAAGGAAAAAGAGGAUAAUGAGCAUCUGGUACUGAAAUGUAAAAAUAUUUGUGAAAUUUGGAAAAUUGUUGAGAAAACAUUGAAUUUUCAAGUUUCAUGGAAAAACAUUGUUCUUGUUUGUUUGGGGGGAAAUCAAUGAGAAAACAAUCUUUUUAAAUAAUCUUUUAUCACCAAUUGCAUGUAAAAUUUACAAAUAUAAAAUGUAUUAUAGAAUACAAAACAUAUGACAUUCAAAAUCAUGUAAAUCCUUGAAUUCAAUGUACAUGUAUUUGUAUACAAAAGAUUUAACAAGGUAUCGUUUUCACAUAUUCUUGAUAGCAUUGUAAAUUUUUUUAACCUUAUAUAUUUAUAUUACAAAUUAUAUUGCAUACUUGUUUUUAUCAUGUACAAAUAAAGUAAAGGGAAAUGAUUUGCCUUCCCAUUUACAUGACUACCCAGGGUCAAAAUGAACUUUUUGGAGUGUGAGAAGGGCCCUUUGGGUAAUUGUCACGGAAUUCUUUCAUAUCCUCUAGAAAUAAUGUAUUUAUAUUUGUAUAACUUUGUUCGCAUAUGAUUAUAUAAUCUUGUAUUUUUCUUAUUUUUUUCUUCUACAUCCUGCGAGAUGUAAUAGGGAAUGCAUGUACAUGAUAUUGUUAUUUAGUGGAGCUUAGUCAGGGCCCCAUCCCUGGCAGCUUUCUACACUUUUUUUUUUAUCGUUUGGUCUAUUUGUGAUGUUAUACAUGUAGUGAUAGGUCUGGGAAAUAAAAAUGUCAUUUAAAUAAAACCCACUCAUACUUCCAAGUAUAAAGAAAGCACUCCGUUACUUUGCUGUAGUAAAAUAAUAUAAGUAUAUAUAAAAAUAUAAUUAGUACAAAAUUAAGGCAUAGCUGUAGUUUGAGUUUUGGCUUAUAUAGAUAUGAUAUAUUAGUCCUAGUAUAAACUGUGAAUGUGGUUUUUAAGUUUGACGCCUAUCAUUUCUUUUUUGUUUACAGUAAAUGCGAAUCAUUAAAUUUUACAUGUUACACGCUUUUUCAUUGGUUGAAAAAUUAUUGGAAUAUUGUAUCCAACGAA
Messenger RNA from Ostrea edulis (European flat oyster), 7488 nucleotides. RefSeq lists its product as uncharacterized. The transcript is spliced from 7 exons. The record is from RefSeq and is a predicted model, not a curated record. NCBI's taxonomy places the organism in Eukaryota, Metazoa, Mollusca, Bivalvia, Ostreida, Ostreidae. The coding region runs from base 1755 to 2819 and encodes 354 amino acids.